Molecule: messenger RNA, 1462 nt
Organism: Ciona intestinalis (vase tunicate)
Lineage: Eukaryota; Metazoa; Chordata; Ascidiacea; Phlebobranchia; Cionidae
Source: RefSeq, a predicted model, not a curated record
CCGGUACCUUUACAAGCAAACUUCAUUAAAACUUUUUCCCAGCUUCACCAAACGAUGACGCGUGUGAUUGUGACAUCAGCGAUACAUCAUCUGUGACAUCACAAGGCAGCACGUUUAUGUCGGACACGAUGACAUCAUCGAUGACAUCAUCUUUCACAGUGAGUCGACAUUCAUCGAACGCAGCCGUCCCGUUGACAUCACGGAAACCUCCACCUGCCCCUCCCCAACGUCGCUCCAGUCGACUGACCACGACAUCACGCGACGAGGAAGAAUUACGACAACUACGCACCAACAUUGUGACAUCAUCGCCCCCAUUGUCACCAUUGAGUCCGAAGAGCCCGGGUUCUAAACCAACCAAGCGUGAAAUAUCGAUCGCAGCAGCUGUGGCAGCAAAAGCGCUCACCCGUAACCAUGAGGGGAAACCCCCUAAACCCACAUCACCCAAGGGAGGCGAUAACCAAUCAGCAUUAGCGAUGGCUUUAGCAGCGAAGCAAGCAAGUCUCCACCUAGCGGUCGAUACAACGAGCGGAGUUAAACCAUCGGAUGUCGCUAAAGCGCUCAAGCGUAACGGGGAUAAACAAAGCGAACGGGUGUCACUUCCCCCACCACCCCCAACCCCACCCAGUGAAAGUGGGGGGUUAGGGGGAUUCACCUUACCUCCACCCCCUGACCCACAUGGUCACAUGACCUUUGAUGAUGUCAUCAACUUACCCCCGCCCCCUGAUGAUAUGAUGGGGGAAUACCCAACUUUACCCCCACCCACAAGUUUUGCAGAGGAAAAGGGAAAUACCCCGAAACCCACCAAGACAAAAGGGGACCUUGUGACAUCAUCAGCGCACGAUUCAGGUGUUGAUGAUGUCAUAACACGAACCUCGGCCCUGAAAUCAAUCGAAACGAUUUCCGUUGUUUCAUCAACGUCAAAUAUUUCGUCCGAGGAAGGAUCGGACCCGGGGGUGUCCCUCACCUAUGAUAAAGGGGAAGCCCCCAUCACCCUCACAAAGGUCAACUUUGGGUCAAGUGAGGUCGCGACCCCGGUUGUGUGUGACAUCACAAAGAAGCCGUUACAUGAAUGGGAUGUUGCAGAGGUUGGUCGGUGGUUGGUCGGGAUCGGGUUGGGAACGCACGCCGAGAAGUUUGCCGAGAAUGAGAUCGAUGGGAGCCAUCUUCCCCAAUUGGGGAAAGAUGAGUUAAGCGAGCUCGGGGUAACACGGGUCGGGCAUCGAUUAAAUUUCGAACGAUCGCUUAAGAAACUAUCUUGACGUAUUUAACGUCACAUCUGCAGUAUUGUUUAUAAAUAUGCAAGAAUGAUGUCAUCGAUGAUGUCAUUGAUGACUGAUGAUGUCACUGGGCUUCCAUUUUAAUCAUAAUUAUAUGAUUUCUAUCUCAAUCAAAAUGUUGUUUCUAUGCUUGGUGUUCCAUUGACUUCCAUGUAUGACGUAACAAAUAAAUGUACAAACAAUAU